AUGGCCAUCAUGCUUCCAAGCCGUUUUGUGUUUGUAAAGUAUCAAUUUUGUGUUUUAAACGUGUAUUAUGCUGACAAAUGUACUGUGUACUGUUAGGCAGUAGAAAAACAUCUGAAGAGCUGUAGCUUUAGGAGGACUGUGGAUGUCUUAUCAGGCGCUCUGAAACAUUUAUGUGUAUUACAGGUUCUGUUUCUUCACAACAACCAGUUAAAAAACCUUGGCAAAACAGUGAAGGGAUUGAAAGGAAUGAUAAACUUGCAGACCCUGAACCUAUUCCAUAACUCACUGGCACAAGACCCAGGCUACUGGCUUUAUGUGAUACAUCUCCUUCCUUCAGUACAGCUCCUUGACAGGAAGUCAGUUACACAAAGAGAAAGGGAGUUGGCACUUCAUCUUUAUCACUACCAAAGGUCUGGUGUCAUGCAGUCCAUAGCUUUUGGGAAGAGAGUAGAUACACCCCUGGAGACUACAGCGGAAUCUAGCAGAUGCACUCAGCCAGCCAGAAGAGUGAUGAUGCCCUCAGGUUCUGAAUUUGGAAAUCAGAGAAAUAAAGAACCAUUUGAGAACCCUGAAGAUGCCGUUUUACUUCGGGCAAUGGCAAGAUCUGUAAUGGAAUUUUCCUAUGUUGACUGGAACAAUGUAGCCACCUCUCAAGAAAGACGGCUUGAAAACAAAGCAGCAGCAGAAGCCUGUAAGAAGCUGACAGUCCGAUUUAGAUGAGUGUUUGCUUCCUGAAGAAGAAAAAGUUAUGCCUUUCUCCAGAGUGGAGAUAAGCCCCUUAAGUAAGUUACUGUCUCUAUAAAACAAGUACAUUAAAACAUGCACCUAAUUAAAUGAACUUCCAGCAAAAGAA
This is a messenger RNA of Pezoporus flaviventris, 853 nucleotides long. RefSeq names its product leucine rich repeat containing 72 (gene LRRC72). The record is from RefSeq and is a predicted model, not a curated record. NCBI's taxonomy places the organism in Eukaryota, Metazoa, Chordata, Aves, Psittaciformes, Psittacidae.